UGUCAGCUCUCCUCAGCGUCGGGCCGAGGAGCUGUGUAUGUUGAGCUGCUGCGGCCGCAGGCUGCUGCACAUCCUGGGCCUUAGCUUCCCGCUGCUCACCCGCCGGCCGCUUUUUCUCUGCCCUCACCGCCUCAUGAAACCGCUGGUCGUGUUCGUCCUCGGCGGUCCUGGCGCCGGCAAGGGGACCCAGUGCGCCCGCAUCGUCGAGAAAUAUGGUUAUACACACCUUUCUGCAGGAGAACUUCUUCGUGAUGAAAGGAAGAACCCAGAUUCACAGUAUGGUGAACUCAUUGAAAAGUACAUUAAAGAUGGAAAGAUUGUGCCAGUUGAGAUAACCAUCAGUUUGUUAAAGAGGGAAAUAAACUCUAUUAUUAAAAAUGGAUCCCCUUUGGAGUUUGAUACAUUCUUUGGGUUUAAUAUUGCAAUUAAAAUAUGCCUCUUUUUUUUCUCUAUAACAAAUAAUUCCAUAUUUAUUUGA
Lutra lutra (Eurasian river otter) is the source of this 478-nucleotide messenger RNA. RefSeq names its product UMP-CMP kinase-like. Gene Ontology annotation, biological process: UDP biosynthetic process; CDP biosynthetic process. The record is from RefSeq and is a predicted model, not a curated record. Bases 38 to 478 code for a protein of 146 amino acids. Gene Ontology annotation, cellular component: cytoplasm; nucleus. NCBI's taxonomy places the organism in Eukaryota, Metazoa, Chordata, Mammalia, Carnivora, Mustelidae. Gene Ontology annotation, molecular function: ATP binding; UMP kinase activity. The transcript has a single exon.